Messenger RNA from Phragmites australis (common reed), 2092 nucleotides. Its product is annotated as glutathione gamma-glutamylcysteinyltransferase 1-like. Gene Ontology annotation, biological process: phytochelatin biosynthetic process; detoxification of copper ion; cellular detoxification of cadmium ion. Lineage: Eukaryota; Viridiplantae; Streptophyta; Magnoliopsida; Poales; Poaceae. The record is from RefSeq and is a predicted model, not a curated record. Gene Ontology annotation, molecular function: metal ion binding; glutathione gamma-glutamylcysteinyltransferase activity. The coding region runs from base 58 to 1653 and encodes 531 amino acids. The transcript is spliced from 6 exons.
AGGGUGGAGAAAGAAAAAGAACCGGACGAAUCAGAUUCAGCGUCUUCGUCUCGUCAUAUGCUGUGUCGACAUGGAGGAACCAGAUUCAGCAGCGACGAAGAGACUAGAGGCCCGCUAGACCAAGCGAGCGAGCAUCAGGCGCAAAUGGCGGCUAUGCCAUCCCUGUACCGGCGGGUCCUCCCGUCCCCACCGGCGGUGGAUUUCGCCUCGCCGGAGGGCAAGCGCCUCUUCGCGGAGGCCCUCGCAGCCGGCACCAUGGAGGGCUUCUUCUCCCUCGUCUCCUGCUUCCAGACGCAGUCCGAGCCUGCAUUCUGCGGCCUCGCCUCCCUCGCCGUCGUCCUCAACGCGCUCGCCAUCGACCCGGGCCGCCGCUGGAAGGGCCCCUGGCGGUGGUUCGACGAGUCCAUGCUGGAUUGCUGCGAGCCCCUCGACAAGAUCAAGGCCCAGGGCAUCACCUUCGGCAAGGUCGCCUGCCUCGCGCACUGCUCCGGCGCCAAGGUCCAGUCAUUCCGCACCAACCGGGCCACUAUCGACGACCUCCGCCGCCAUCUCAUCCGCUGCGCCUCCUCCCAGGACUGCCAUCUCAUCGCCUCCUACCACAGGAAGCCUUUCAAACAGACCGGAACCGGACAUUUCUCCCCAAUCGGUGGCUACCACGCUGGACAGGACAUGGCGCUCAUCUUGGAUGUCGCCCGAUUCAAAUACCCUCCUCAUUGGGUUCCAUUGCCACUUCUUUGGGAAGCCAUGAAUACGACUGAUGAGUCAACCGGACUUCUUAGGGGGUUCAUGCUUAUAUCAAGGUCCACUGCAGCUCCUUCAUCACUGUACACAGUGAGUUGCAGAGAUGAAAGCUGGAAAAGCAUGUCAAAGUAUUGCGCUGAAGAUUUACCAAAUCUUUUGAAGGCUGAGAGUUUAGAAAAUGUUCCAACACUUUUGUCCUGUUUAAUUAAUUCUCUUCCAGCUAAUGCUGGAGCUUUGGUCAAAUGGGUUGUUGAAGUUAGGAGAAAAGAGGAUGGUAGGCCAACCUUAAGCAAAGAGGAGAAAGAAAGGCUCUCUUUGAAGGAAAGUGUAUUACAGCAAGUCCGUGAUACCAAACUAUUUAUGAUAGUCCAUGACCUGCAAUGUGCUAAUAUCCAAUGUUGCAAUUGCUCAUCGUCAAGUGAAGAAGAUUCCAUUACUAGAAUUGCAGCCGCUAUGUGCUGUCAAGGAGCCGCAAUGCUAUCAGGGAACCUUGCAUCAAGUGAUUGUUUCUGCUGCAGAGAAACAUGUUUCAAAUGUGUUCAAGCGAAUGGUGAUUGUCCUAAGACUGUUAUCUCAGGCUCCGUGGUAUCUGAAGGGAAUGAACAGGGUGUUGAUAUGCUUUUACCAAUGUCCCCUCGCAGUACAAGUUCGUGCUAUUCAAACUUGAGUAAUGAAAUCAUGAAAUAUCCAUCAAGUGCAGAUGUUCUAACUGUUCUACUGCUGGCUUUACAUCCCAGCACAUGGUUGGGCAUCAAAGAUGAGAGGCUGAAAGCUGAAUUUCAGACUCUUGUUUCAACAGACGAUCUACCUGAUGUUCUUAGACGGGAGAUAUUGCAUCUAAGGCAGCAACUCUGUUAUCUGAAGUCUUGUAAAGAAGAGGACUUUGAAGAUCCGGUGCCACCAUCACCUUAGCAGUUUGUGCUAAAGUAGUAAUCCACUCACUUGGUUAGAUUAGUUACUUGAAAUUGAUGUCAAGAGAAAAAUUACGAGUGGUUCCUGGCAAUCACAUGAGCAGAGUCAUAUUAGUAAUUAAAUAAAAAAUAUCUUAUUGAUCAGUGCCUUAUAAUCAGUAAUGAUGUUGCUUUAAGAGAGGCUAUUGUUCUUUCUUAAAUGAAGAUGUUGUAGUUCUUGAAGAUCACGAAACUCUUUCUUCUUAAAUUGCUUUUGUGCUAAACCCUAUUGUCUUAUUCUCUCUACUCCAAAUAGAUUAUUUUCUCUAUGAACGUACUGUAUGUGAUGUUUAUUCAUAAAGAGAAAUGCUGUAACAAAUGUGAUCUUGUACAUGUUGAUCUUUACACAGAAGUGGAAUGUAGUAGCUUGUAGGAAUAUUUGUAACUUGUAAUUCAUAGAA